UCAAAAAAACCAAACAAACACGUGCUCGUGUUUACAAUUUAUUUUAGUUACUGUUAUUUAUUUAAAGAUGCCUAAAAUAAGUACUAUAGAAAAACUCAAACAUCCCAACAGUAGAAAAACCGUUUCGCUAGCCAAGAAAAUGCUUAAAAAUGAGAAGAAAAACAACAAUAAAAUUGGUACUCACAUAAAGCAAAACUUAAUCGGCGAAAAAAUUCUAUGGUUUAAAGAGAGAAUUCCAGAAGGUUGCUUGAUUUUAAAUAAAGAGGAGACUUUAAAAUUAGUUGAAACAUAUUUAGCGAGAUUUGACGAAGAGUUGGCACAGAUAAAUUUAAAAAACUCUAUCGGUAAAAGGAGAAGCCGACAACACGCGAGUCGAGAAGAUGUCAUCAAUAUCACGAAGAACAGGGAGUGUGAAGAGUUCGCUACGUGCGGCCUGGAGAUCCCCGAUCUGAUGGACGCCUCACAGAUGGAAGUACUGCGGAACUGGAAUGGUGAACUUAGAUACUUACAACACUUUAAGCUGAAAAGAGUAGCUAAAAAACACUUAGUUUAGUGUUGUUUAAUUUUUUGGAAAUAUAUUCUGUUGUACAUUUCAAACAAAGCCUUUUCAUGUAUUUAAUUUAUUAAUUUGAUGAAAUUGGAGCAAGCUUGGCACCAUCCCAUAUUGGCAGUAUCUGUAUAAUACUUAUUUAGUUCAUAUUUGCUACACAGUGUGCACAACAUGUUUCAAUUAAUAUUAUUGUAAUUCAAUAAAUAAGUUAAUGCUAAAUAGGUAUUGUUACUUAUUUGGUGGCUUAAUAAUUGGUUUAGGAAUACUUAUAGUCAUUGGUUAUCAAUAAGAAUAGUAAGUGAAAGGUUCUGUAUGGUAAAUUUCUGAAACAUGUGAGUUCAACAAAACAACAAUUAAGUUUAAAGUUUAUUAAAUUCAUAUUUACAAUACUUAAAUAACAAUUAGUCUAGUCAGAAACCUGAAAUAAAACUUGUUAAAAUUUAAAAGGUAACAAAUGAUUUGAUUAGAUAAAUGUUUAUAGCAUAAACAUUUAUUUACAAUAUACCAGAUUCAGUCAGGUCAAAGGAUAAAAGUUGGGCCUCUUUUUUAAAUCCAAGCUAAAGUUCAUUGUUGUAAAACAAUUACAUUACUGUGUAUCUAACAUUUAUAUAAAAUUCAAAAUAGUAAAGAUGAUGCAAGAACUACCUGCAUCUAAGCAAAAGAAUUAAGCGUUAAGACCACCAGAGUUGGCUAACCAUUGGGAUUUACUAUCAAGUAAUUCCAACCAAACAACAUAAGUUGUCAUCCAGUCAUUUUGAGAAUGAUUGUUAUAGCUCCCUCUAAUAAAGAGAGAAGCCUGUACACAGAGUUGGAGUAGUAUUUGAUACCUAUGCAAAAGUAUUUAGGAGUGCAACAUACCAAAAACGAGACUCAAAAUAAAGGGCACCACCAUGCUGAGGUUUGGUUGGCAGCCGGCAUUUAAACGGUGCAAAAUAACAUAAAAAAAUCAGAUUUUAGAAGUAUUUUGAUACCUGAAAAGUCUUAUCCACCCCUUUCAUAAGAGACGGAAAAAGGUUAAAUUUGUGUAAUCGAAAAUGCCCUCUGACAUCAGUUUGGCAGUGCACUCUAUUUUUAGUCUCAUUUUUGUUGCAUUAAACUACUAAAUAUUGUUGUAUAGGUAUUAAAUACUACUAAAACUUUGCUAAAUAAUGGAUCAUUUUAUUACACUACUUACCACCCGCAGUUCUGAGAAGUGUACGUGUACAUGUUAAUUAUAAACAUUUUUACAUGCAUUU
Pararge aegeria (speckled wood butterfly) is the source of this 1785-nucleotide messenger RNA. RefSeq names its product translation machinery-associated protein 16 homolog. The record is from RefSeq and is a predicted model, not a curated record. Gene Ontology annotation, cellular component: nucleus. The transcript has a single exon. NCBI's taxonomy places the organism in Eukaryota, Metazoa, Arthropoda, Insecta, Lepidoptera, Nymphalidae. The coding region runs from base 68 to 553 and encodes 161 amino acids.